GUCCGCUCUUCAGCUGCCGGUCGGGGGCGGUGAAAAAGCGAGUGAGGAGAGCGCGACGGCGGAGGCAGAGCCAUCGCUGGACGGCCAGCAGAAAAGAGGCCCGAGGCUCUGUGUCUAGGUUCAAAAUGGUUUCAAUCCCAGAAUACUAUGAAGGCAAAAAUGUCCUCCUUACUGGAGCUACUGGUUUCCUAGGGAAGGUGCUUCUGGAGAAGUUGCUGAGGUCUUGUCCUAAGGUGAAUUCAGUAUAUGUUCUGGUGAGGCAGAAAGCUGGACAGACACCUCAAGAGCGAGUGGAAGAAGUCAUUAGUGGCAAGCUCUUUGACAGAUUGAGAGAUGAAAAUCCAGAUUUUAGAGAGAAAAUUAUAGCAAUCAACAGUGAACUCACCCAACCUAAACUUGCUCUUAGUGAAGAAGAUAAAGAGAUAAUCCUAGAUUCUACCAAUAUUAUAUUCCAUUGUGCAGCUACAGUACGGUUUAAUGAAAAUUUACGAGAUGCCGUUCAGUUAAAUGUGAUUGCUACACGACAGCUUAUUCUCCUUGCACAACAAAUGAAGAAUCUGGACGUGUUUACGCAUGUAUCAACAGCAUACGCAUACUGCAAUAGAAAGCAUAUUGAUGAAGUAGUGUAUCCACCACCAGUUGAUCCCAAGAAACUGAUUGAUUCUUUAGAGUGGAUGGAUGAUGGCUUAAUAAAUGAUAUCACCCCAAAAUUGAUAGGAGACAGACCUAAUACUUACAUAUACACAAAAGCAUUGGCAGAAUAUGUUGUACAACAAGAAGGAGCAAAAUUAAAUGUGGCAAUUGUAAGGCCAUCAAUUGUUGGUGCCAGUUGGAAAGAACCGUUUCCAGGAUGGAUCGAUAACUUCAAUGGUCCAAGUGGUCUCUUUAUUGCGGCAGGGAAAGGACUACUUCGAACAAUGCGUGCCUCCAACAAUGCCCUUGCUGAUCUUGUUCCUGUAGAUGUAGUUGUCAACACCAGUCUUGCAGCAGCCUGGUAUUCCGGAGUUAAUAGACCAAGGAACAUCAUGGUGUACAAUUGUACAACAGGCAGCACUAAUCCUUUCCACUGGGGUGAAGUUGAAUACCAUGUAAUUUCCACUUUCAAGAGGAAUCCUCUCGAACAGGCCUUCAGACGGCCCAAUGUAAAUCUAACCUCCAAUCACCUUUUAUAUCAUUACUGGAUUGCUGUAAGCCAUAAGGCCCCAGCAUUCCUGUAUGAUAUCUACCUCAGGAUGACUGGAAGAAGCCCAAGGAUGAUGAAAGCAAUAACUCGCCUUCACAAAGCUAUGGUGCUUCUUGAAUAUUUCACAAGUAAUUCUUGGGUUUGGAAUACUGAUAAUGUCACUAUGUUAAUGAACCAACUAAACCCUGAAGAUAAAAAGACAUUUAAUAUUGAUGUACGGCAAUUACACUGGGCAGAAUAUAUAGAGAAUUACUGUAUGGGAACUAAGAAAUAUGUGUUGAAUGAAGAAAUGUCUGGACUCCCUGCAGCUAGAAAACAUCUGAACAAGUUGAGGAAUAUACGUUAUGGUUUCAAUACUAUACUUGUGAUCCUGAUCUGGCGCAUUUUUAUUGCAAGAUCACAGAUGGCAAGAAACAUCUGGUACUUUGUUGUUAGUCUGUGUUACAAGUUUUUGUCAUACUUCCGAGCAUCCAGCACUAUGAGAUACUGAAGAAAAUAAUUUAGCAUUAGAACAUCUAUGCAUAUGGUGGUCUAAAUGCGCAAAAUGUAAAAUGUACUUAAGUCAUGUCACCUUUUGUCAAGACAUUAAACCAUUCUUAGAUCAAAUGUGGAGUAAAUUAUGGUACAUUUUAUGUAACAUUUAAAUGUUUAUGAUCAUAAAAUCCUAGUGAACACACUGUGGUAUGCCAGCCCAAAUCUGUAUUAGCCACCAAUACCGUAACUUUUAACAUUUUGAUCCCUGGGAGACCGGGGUGGGAUGAGGGUAGAAGUGGGAAAACAGGAACAUUGACCAGUAUAACUGUGCAAUUCUGGAACAAUUAAUUAAAAUAUGCCUUAAACAUAUAGUGAAUUUCUAAUUCUAAUAUUCUUUGCAGUGGAAAGCAUCUAUUUGGACAGGAAUACUAGAAUACUAGUUAAGUUGGAAGAUACUUGAUUCUUCAAUUAUUAUUAUUAUUUUUUUAAUAAACUGAAAUGGGUUUUAGUUUUGUUAAAAUUAUGUCUAAACUAUUUCUGUAUCAUCCUGUUAUUGAGUAGUCUCAGAAAUGAAAGACAUGUUCUCAAUUUUUUUUUCCCUGAUUAAGGGUCUGAUGCAGAUUAUUUUUUAUAAGCAAUCCGUUGCUUUCAUAAUCAGAAAGGCUAUAUAGUCUUAAAACCAUACUGGAUAUAAACAUAUUUGAGAAUCCAUAGCAACAGAAACAAUGUGUUUUUUGAAGGAAUGUGAGAGCACAUUUAACAAAACUAUAAUAUUUUUAAAUGAUAGAAAUUUUUCUGGUCCAUAUUAUGAUCAAAUGAAAAUCAAUCCUGUGAGAUU
Messenger RNA from Chrysochloris asiatica (Cape golden mole), 2495 nucleotides. Its product is annotated as fatty acyl-CoA reductase 1-like. The transcript has 13 exons. Gene Ontology annotation, molecular function: alcohol-forming very long-chain fatty acyl-CoA reductase (NADP+) activity. Gene Ontology annotation, biological process: long-chain fatty-acyl-CoA metabolic process. The record is from RefSeq and is a predicted model, not a curated record. The coding region runs from base 126 to 1673 and encodes 515 amino acids. Lineage: Eukaryota; Metazoa; Chordata; Mammalia; Afrosoricida; Chrysochloridae. Gene Ontology annotation, cellular component: peroxisome.